AUGAUACUAACUGGGCGAUGGAGUGUGGUAGAUGAGGUUGAGGUGGAGAUAAGGUUAAGUGCGAGGGUGGAAAGGGACGCAAGACAACACGUAGCUGACUUGUCCCUCCCCCAGGGUGACCCCGACGAGGCUGACAACCCGAGUACGGGAAUCGGUGCUUUCCGCUUCAUGCUCGAGACCAACAAGGGGCGCACGAUGCUCGAGUUCCAGGAGCUGAUGACUGUGUUCCAGCUCCUGCACUGGAAUGGCUCCCUGAAGGCCAUGCGAGAGAGGCAGUGCUCCAGGCAGGAGGUGGUGGCCCACUACUCGCACCGCGCGCUGGACGACGACAUGCGCUCGCAGAUGGCGCUCGACUGGAUCGCCCGCGAGCAGGAGAACCCCGGCGUGAUCUCCCGCGAGCUCGGCCAGAGCGAACGCGAGCUCGAGGCCGCUCGCUUGGCGGGCCGAGAGCUCCGCUUCCCCAAGGAGAAGAAGGAUAUUUUAAUGCUAGCGUGCUCGCAGCUGUCACCUUCGCCCCUGGACCCAUAAUGGUCGGGUCCGGGCACAGGCGCUACCGUGAUAUUAGCACCAAGGUGUAGAGGUUUAUGCUUUCAUCUCUGCAAAAUCAAAGCUAAUUUACUUUUUAUUGUUGUAAAGAUUAUGUUUUGUACUGUUUUCUUGUGUGUGUGUUUGUAUAUAAUGUAAAUAAUCAUUCCAAAGAAUUUUAUUAUGUAAUUAUAAUAAUGUUAAGCUUUUGUGGGGUGCACCGGUGAGCCCCACAUUAAAAUACGCACCCCCAGGAUGUUGCCCUUGGGAGGUCGCCUUGAGAGGUCACCCUCAGGUCAUCCUGAGUUCUUCCUAUGGGGAUCAUUCCAAGCAAUCAGUCCUUGGCAGUUACAUCUUCUGAGUCAUCAGCAAGGAGGCCAGAAGUCCGUGAAGGAUUUUCUUGGAGCAAAUGUGUCGCAGGACUUCAAGAAGAACGUAGCUCGUUAGCUUGAGAGAUCCUGCACAUGAAACGUGCUUCUUGGAAAUCCGCCUUGAAGGAAGUCCUCUGAGGAUUGAUGAUUAAGGAUAUCAGAUGGAAAUGGGCACUUUACCCUUGAAAGUUACUUUAAGAAGCUGUCACUGGUGAGUCUCGUGAAGUUCUGAAGUGAACUGAGUUGUCCUUAGUAUGUCACCCUUGAGAGGCUUUUGUAAUUAAGGACAUCCGCGAACAGGUACCGUUACUGUUUAAUAUUACGCCAAGGAGCCUUUCUUUGGAAGCUACCCUCAAGAAGUUGCCAGUGACGAAACGCCUCUUUUGGAGUCUGUACUUAACAUGGAAGGUUGCUUCUGGUCAAUCAAUCCCAUGAGGUUACUUAAGAACGUGACGGAAUUUUCCCUUGCUGGAUUCUUUUCCUAGAAGGUGAUGUCCGAGGGUGAACCUUAGGAGGUCACUACGCUGUUUGGUCGAGCCAGGUACUGGUUACUGCGCAGAGACUAUGCUGAGCACAUCCACUAACCAGUUUCCUCUCACAUAGUAGAAAGAUGUUCAUUCCAGGAACUGCUUGACUGCCAAUGUUCACACUACCUCCAUCUUCUAUACACUAGUUGUGAUGCCCAUGAAGAUUUUAUUCUCAGAACCUCGGUGGUUUAACAUCUUGUACGGCACUGAUUAUUUUCUCUGAAUGGAAAGGUCAGUAGUUCGUGAGGAUUAGAACAAGUGUAGGAAGCUAGUGAUAGAAAUGUGGGUGAAAAGUACAGUGUAUAACAUAAAGGCAUGAAUAGCAAGUCCCUGGCUUGAGAGACAACCUCUACAGUAAUGAAACUUGCACCACGCUUUUAACAAUACCACCGAGCACCCUCUUAUGUCAGUGCAGCGCGUGCUGAUGGCGCUAUAGGUGGUGGUGUCCAGCAAAUCGUCACAGUGACUCAAGUUGUAAAACUGCAAUAGCAACAGCAACGAGAGCAGCGUAGCACCAGGCGCAACAUCAGCAUAAAUCAGCAGUCACACCCCACGACAGUGCCUCCAGUCUCUGCAGCAAGCACCAGGAUUUGGCAAACUGUACAAGAUCUCAUUUGCUGAAACGUGUUAGGAGACUGAUGCGUUAUGUGCUGACGUUUUUUUGUUUAGAAUGAAAAAAAAAUUGUGUAGCCUCUCUAACUUCGACGCAGUUUGCUUCUUACGUACAGUUUUGUAUACAUUGCUUGGGAAGAUAUUGGUAUUUUAUAACUUUUUACUGCAUUAACAGAUGGGGUGCCUAUGCUCUAGUUGCUUGACACCUACUCUACACUAUGACACUUCUGCAAAAAAACAAAUGCGGCUGACAAUAAAACAAACAAAUGAAGAAAUUCUUCUUCUCUGACCUGAUGUAGAAAAUUAAGAGACAAAAGAUAUCGACAUUCAAUCACCAUAAAAGAUCUGUUCGUAGGGAUACCACUGUCCCACUUGCAUGGCAACAGUACGUAACAAGCACUGUUGUCGCAGUUCUUGGAGAGUUGUGCACAUCUGUAUGUGAUGCUACUUGAAUUUAAAGUACUAUUGUUCUCUCCCUAAGUGAUAUGAGAGACAAGUGGCACCUUGUAAACUUACUUCUUUUCUCAUAGUUUGUGAUGUCUCGUACGUAACGUAAUGUAAGUUCUCCCAAUGCUUUACAUUCCCAUGAUUUUUUAUAUAUAUGUAAUUGUAGUGUGAACUGAUUUCUUUUUUAUGUUUGUUGAUUUAGAUCCUUAGCAAGUCUGAGAGUGCAAUGCACCUUGUGGCUACAGACUGUGCAAUAUGAAUGAAGUGUUUGUGCAAUGGUGUUUGUUGAGCAUACUGGCCUGGAGAGAUGAAGAUGCAGACAGGAAUUUUCUUUACAAUAAUCAGGAAAAAAACUGAAUGAUUUCCCACUCACCAAUUUUCAUAUCAAUAGUGUUUUGCAGUUGCUGUGACCAAGCCUCAGUGCCAAAUAAUCUGUGCCAAUCCCAGUGCCAAGUUUUUGGCUAUAUACUUUGCUUAAAGAAUUUUCCAGUGCCAAAAAUAGAGGAAAGAAAUAAUGCAUUACUCUAGUUACUCCAGGCUGGUGGAGAACCCUAAGACAAUCCUUCUGUCGACAGUUUUGCUAUCAGACACUGGGCUUAGAAUGAGAGAAGUAAGGUGAGGAAGAUGUGUUAGACAAAAUAUGUAACUUGUGAUUGUGAAAGACUGUGUAUGGCCCAAACUAAUUUGAAAAAAAAUAAAAGUGAAGAAACCAUAAUGUUUUUAUACUGCUUUGUGAAGUGGAAGAUUUAAACCCACGUGACAGGACGGAUAGGAUAUUCCUGAAGCGUUACUGAUCUCUAAUAUCGAACCCAUGAAGCAUGACGCUAACUUCAGUCUCGAAACAUUGAGUGGACUGGAUUCUAAAAUAAAUAAUAAUAAUGAUGCACACAUUUCUUCAUGGCACUUCAUUCUAAAAAUGAUUGCAGUCUUCUAAAACAAACGAUGUAUUAACUAAAAAAUAGUUCCAGAACAUGAUCAGAGGUCCGUAAAUCUUCAGUUGCAAAUCUUCCAGUGACAAGCCUCUUUUUGCUGUUAACCCCUUCUCCUCGAGGCAAAAUGGUGACUAUCUUUUGCUACAUAAUGUGAAGAAUUUUUGAUUUUUUUUUUUUUAAUGUUCCCCUUUUCAGUUGGUUUUCGUCUUUUUUUUAGUUAUCAAUGCUAGUCUGGUAUUGUAAUUUGUCUCGUAUUUAUGAUUAUAUUGAUGAUAAUUCUAAUUAGUAUAUUUUAAUUAUUUUAAGUUAAAAGAUAAAACUUCAUGCAACAGACCGUAACGAAGAAAGUGUAAUAAAGCAACUAACAAACGAGUGGAAGAAAUACACCGUCUUCCAUUUUAACUUCAGUGUACAAUAGGUUCUAAUACUAGUGUGCUUGGCCAAUGGUUUCCAUUAUUAAAUCUGCUGUGAUGCUGGAGGAUUGUUUUCCCCCGAAAAUUUCUCAAAGGAUUCUCAAAGGCAAUAGUUAUUACUCCGUCGUUCAACCUUCGAAAAUCAGGCCCGGAAAUGUUCAAAACAAAUAAAACAACAAUAAUCAGCGUAUUAUAUGUACAAUAUGGCCACUUCUUGACAAAUGUUGGUUAAUUCCCUACAGUUCACGUUCUUUUAUAAGUUAUUUAUACUAUAUAUGACUGAUGCAGGAUGUCAAGUUAUUUUAUACAUUAUUAUUAUUAUUAUUAUUAUUGUGGUUUUAUCUAGGUAUUAGUAUUUGGUUGAUAGUGCGCAAUAAAGAUAGUAUCUAACGAUUAUUGAAUACUCUUUGUCGUAACUUCCACUUUUGUAUCCCUCUACACUGAUGAAAUGUGGUCAAAGAUAAUAGGUAUUUAGUAACCAUUAUACAGUCUGGCUUAAUGGACUAGGAUCCCAUCACCCUUUGUAUUGGGUAAUAUUAGUUAGGUGGUCGCCGCUCUUUCGUUGUUCAAACCCACCUACUGUUAGUUCACUCGGCGCUCGUGAGAUGCGAGAGAGAGGCACCCGUUCCGUCUCGUUUUGUUAUAUGCUACUGCCUCUUUGUCCUCUCGGGUUACAGAUUAUGCACCAGUGUAUUGUAAUGUAUGAUACUGUAAAUACUCGUUUGCGGACUCUCUGUUUGUAGAAAUGGAAUCAUAAAGGAUAUUGGAUUAGGUUUCGAGGAGUUGAUGUGAUGUAAAAAAAAAAAAUGCCAUUUGCGUAAAUUUGAUGUUCUUUUAGUAUUGGACUAUCUUCGUAAAUUUGAAGUUCUUUCUGCGUUAUGGAAGUAAUGUGUAAUGGUAAAUUAUUAAAUGAUAAUUAUAUGAUUCUUAAACAAACGAUGAAAGCCUGUAAAGAGACCAAGUAUAUCAGUGUGUCAGUCUACAUAUAUAAGCAUAUGCAUACACAGCCACAUUUACACAUUCAUACGUAUACACAGACACGUACACAUAGAUAUAACACGUAGGCACAUCGGUACUUAUAUACAUACACUAGCAACUGCUCAGACGCGCGAACACACACACACACACACACACACACACACACACACACACACACACACACACACACACACACACACACACACACACACACACACACACACACAAAACCGUCUUCAGUGUAUGCACAUAUACAUAUAAGUGUAUAAAUCAGAUUAUACACCCGCACAAACAGAAACAGCGAAGGUCACCACUUUGCCACGAGAAACAAGAUAACCCCUCCCUUCCCCCUCUGGCUGCCCCCCCUGUAUAGAUUUAACAUACUGGAUUGCACAUUGCAGAAAUUCCUCCUGGUUUCGGACUAGGUUGCAUUUCGUUGUUUCAGAUACGUUUGGUCAACUGUUCCACAUAAUCUCUGCGAAUGCUUAAAAUCCAAAAUAGUGGUACGCAGAAGAGUUCAUCACACAGGUAGCGUGAACCUGGUGGCCAUUAUGGACUGCGAGAACGAAUCUGGGGAAUGUUCACAUUUUUUGGAAUUUUUAUUUGUUAAGGGAACUGUUAAGUCCCGUUAUUGGAAUGUGCGUAACAAUCCAUCGCUGAACCCAACCAGUGUCUGUUUGAUUUUACCUUUAUAUUUUUUAUGUGGAUUUAUAAAUAGUGUUACUAUACAUGCUUAGUAUGUGAAUAGACAGUAUUUUAUACUGUUGUUUGAUUAAUGAUAUUUGUGUCUUCUCAAAAACUAAAAUUGUACCACAGCCGGAUCUUUUGUAUGUCAGUGAUGACUAGAUUUUGUCUUGUGUCUCCCAUGUCUAAUGAAAAUGAAAUUUAUCGCAUAUUUGUAACAUGUAAAACAUAGUGGUAAUGCAUUACAGUUGUAGUUCUUAUUAAAGAAUACUGGUUGUUUUAAGAUGCGAAGGAGUUGACUUCUUUCAAGUAAAGGAAGUAUAUAGAAAUGAAUUUAAACUUUUGCAGGCACUUCUUGGAACGUUUUGUAUUGAUGUUAUUUGUUAAAAAUAAAGGAAAAAAAUAAAUAACUUUAUAAUUCUGAUUAAAGUGACAAGUGUGUUGCCUUAUUUCCACCUUGGAAUGAUUAGAUAUCCAGGUUAGUUAAAACUACUGCAGAUCGACUAAAUUCAGACAGCGGUCUACUCCAAACCCGACUCCCUGAAACAGCUGUCUCCGCAGUCCAAGAAAAGGGGAGCCAAGUUUCCUUAAUUGUGAUAAUUUCCCUCUUCUAGCUGUACCAAACAAUAUAGGCCAAUAAUAAAUCCAUGAGGUCA
This is a messenger RNA of Penaeus indicus, 6145 nucleotides long. Its product is annotated as LIX1-like protein. Gene Ontology annotation, cellular component: cytoplasm. NCBI's taxonomy places the organism in Eukaryota, Metazoa, Arthropoda, Malacostraca, Decapoda, Penaeidae. The transcript is spliced from 2 exons. The record is from RefSeq and is a predicted model, not a curated record. Gene Ontology annotation, biological process: autophagosome maturation. Bases 1 to 528 code for a protein of 175 amino acids.